This is a messenger RNA of Caenorhabditis angaria, 3786 nucleotides long. The record is from the annotation of a GenBank genome assembly. NCBI's taxonomy places the organism in Eukaryota, Metazoa, Nematoda, Chromadorea, Rhabditida, Rhabditidae.
AUGUUGGAAAAUCCAAAAAUAGUUCGAUUUGAUUCAAAUAAUCAAGAUAAUAAUCAUUUGGUAAAAGACGGUCGUCGUAGACGAAAAACGACUGUUGCUUUAUCACCCUCUUUAACUGAAUUAAUGACAGCUCAACGAAUGUUGGAUAUCGAAGAGCCUCUUGUCAAAUCGAAGAAAUAUCCAUUCUUCAAAGCCCCAAGGUUUGGUGGAUCGAGACGAAUAAGGAAUCGACUCGUUCAAAAGCAGGUGAGAUUUUUUCCGGUUAUUUUUCAUUAACAUUCUGCAUUUAGUUAGACGUUUUUUCAUUAAGCACAACCAAAAUCCUUUUUUUCCAUCUCUCAUUUCAUAUAUGGUGGAAACAUUCUUUGAAUCCGAAGUUUGACUAAUUAAAAGUUUCUAUUUUUGGAGAAGUGAAAUUCGAGAAUUGAAAUAUUUCAGAAUGAUUAAUUAAAUGAACUUUUUAAUAAAUCUCAUUGUUCUUUUUCAAAGCUGCGUGAAAUUUCUUGAUGAAUCAAAUAUCAAAAUCCUUUGUCUUAUUUUAUGCAAGGGAUUAUCUUUUCAAAAAAAAAUGAAUUCAUUUUAGUAACCUGAGAAAAUUGAUGUAUUUCUUCAAAAGCUUCCGCAAAAAAAUCAUAGCUCAAAAAACAUCAAAAUAUUCUGAAAAACUUUUCCAGCGCUGUAAAUUCACAAAAAUAUUUUUGCAGGGGCUUUGCAAUAUCAGUUUGAAAAAUGUUCCGAAACAACGUCGCAAAUAUUUUUCGUGAGUUUAUUUUUUUGUCUAGCACUUUUGACGUGUACAUAUUGGCACUUGAGACGACCCCCUGAAUUUUAUUUCAUUUUUUACAUAGAUGUUCAAUUUGUAUGUGUGUCUCGUGAAAAAAUGGCAUUUGUUUUUAUGAGUAAUAUUAAAAAUGAUAAAUAUUUCUCAACAAAAAAUCAUUCUAGGUGAACGUAUGUCAAAAAAGAAAAAGAAAAAUAUUUUUGAGCUGAAAAUAGGAAAAAAUAUCUGACACAAAUAAUUUUAUUUGUUUUUGUUUAUCUAACAAAAAAACUGAAAUUCUGAUUCACUUAUGUAUAACAUAAAGUGAACGGAAAUUAUGAUGAUAAUAAUUCUGAAGAAACACCAAAUUAACUUGUAUGAUAAUUUUUAUGAGCGCUGUAAAGUAUACAAUUCUCAUGGGAAAACUUUGAACCCGAACAAUUCAAUUUAUGAGUUACUUUUUAUUGAGAAAACCUGUAAUUUUAUUUUCUAGAUAGUGAAACAUUUUAUUCCAACACAAAUUGGUCUUUGAAACAGUAGAUAAAAACAACAUUUGUAAAUAAGAAGAAAAUAAUGAGUAAAAUUUGGAAAAAAUAUUUUUUCAAAUGUCAUAUGAAAGGGAAAAAAAAACUCGAAAAGGUCUUUUUUUCCAGCUUAUGAGAAUUGAUUCCAUUUCAGCUUGAUUGAUUGAUUCCAUUUCUGAGCAAAAAAAAUGGAUUUUUCUGGAAACUUCUCAAACAUUAAUUUAUAAAUUAAAAAAUUUGAAAAAACAGUGAAACAUCGUGUAAAAUUGUUUGACAGUCUAGGUUUCCAGUAGUUUGGAGCUGUUUUUAUAUGUGAGUUCCGAUUUUUAUAAAAAUUCGUCAAUUACCUUAUUUUAACCAGACGACUAACUUUUGAAUUGAAAUGAAUCAAUGUUUAUUCUCAGACUCCACAGUUAACUGUCUGGGCGAUAUUAACUUAAUGUAAGAUAAUCAGUCAAUACUUUUUAAAUCUUCAUAACUACCCUCAAUAAUUCAUAUUAUUCUGAAUAACGAAGUUUCUAAAAAGGACACAAGAACACCUGCAUUUGAAAAUUGUUUUCCCCCAUUUUUUUCAACAGAUGUUCAUUAUUUUGUCCGGUGUUCAAAGCUGCAUAGUUUGGCAAUGGUCCAAGUUUUACGGUUUUUGAAUAACAACAUUGUUCUUAUGGAAAAUAUUAAAUUGAGAAAACGAGAGUGAAAUUCAACGAACAGCUCAUCAGACUCACAAACUUACGCUCUAAGAUAUCAGUUGGAAUUCCAUCUAUCAAAAUAAAUAAAGAAUAAAAACAUUAGAUUUAAAAAUCCACAAAUUUUGUGCAAAAAAAUCAGAAUUCUCUUAAUCCAUAAAUAAAUUUUACACAAAAUUUCAGCGACAUUUUCACCACCGUUAUUGAGAUGAAAUGGCGUUGGUGCCUACUCUACUUUUCACUUUCCUUCCUCAUAAGCUGGUCCUUCUUUGCAACAUUAUACUUUUUGAUUGCAAAACAACACGGAGAUAUUGAACAGGUUUGAUAUUUGUAUGAUGUUUUGCUUUCCUUGGUUUAGUAAAUUGCACGCAUUAACCGCACAUUUUCAAUUUUUGAAUGCACUUCUAACAUAGAUCAAUAAAAAUAUUUUUGUAAGAAACUCCAGGUAUCGAAUGUCACGUGGACACCGUGCAUUGUCAAUGUGCACAAUGAGCUCAACGCAUUUUUGUUCUCUUUCACAACACAAACAACUAUUGGUUAUGGUUUCAGGUAAUAUUUUGAAUUGAAAAAAUGAUGAGAAAUAGAAAAAAAAUUCGAAAAGACCAACUCUCAUUUUUUAUAUGUACUUAUUUGAGCAUGAAAUUCCAAAUAAUCAAAUUAACUAAAUUUAGAGCGUCAAUUUUGUUUCAGCUCUGAUUUCAACAGAUAAAAAAUACAUUUCAAACUGCCUGAGCAAUAAAACCUAAAAUUCAUGGAAAAUCUACAUCAAAGUCCCUUAUUUCUAUUUUCGCCCACAAACAAAAAAUAAAACAAAAUGAAUUUGAAAAGUGAUAAAAACGUCAUAAUUUUAUUACAGAUAUCCUACAGACACGUGUCCGCUCACAAUUGUUACGAUGUGCUUUCAAUUCAUGUGGGGUGUUAUGACACAGGUAAUUCAAAUAUUCAUGUAUUAUUUAUAACUUGAUCAAGGAACACCAACAAACCUUACCGUACUUUUUUUAUCAAUUUUCUAGAAGCAUAAAACAAAUCACAUGUUUGCUGCUUGUCAGGAACUGUUUACAUUAUUUGAUCGCUUUGGUUUGCACCAAGAAUAUUUUUUUACAUAAUUUUUGUUUUUCAGGAAUCCUGCCUGGUUCCUUAACAAAAAGUACAAUAACAUUAGCAUUAGGUGACAAAAAUAAAUACAUAGUGCAAUAAUUUCUUGGAACAAGCGUAUCAAUGAAAAAAUAGAAAAAAACGUUAUCAGUAACUAGACUACUGUUCGGUUCAUGUUCUAGAACUGAUCUUUGAGGCAAUUUUUGUUGGUGAAUAAAAUUCAUUUUUCAAUUCCUCAUUCGAAAUGGCAUUAGAAUAAUUAAGCGGAUAACGUGGGGGUCUCAAAAAAAAAACGAUCUGCAGUCAGAAAGGAACAAAAUUACAGUAUUAUUUUUUCAGACACUUAUGGCUGGAAUUAUCUUUUCGAAAUUGGCUAGACCUAUCAAACGAGCAGCUACAUUGAUAUUCUCGAAAAAUGCGGUAAGUACAUUAUAAUUUACUGUAAGUACUUUGCCAAAGAACAUUGAUGUUUUAAGAAAAUGAUAGGUUUCUUUGGUUUACAGUAAUCUAAAGAUUCGAAAACGAACAAUUCUUGGAAUUCGUUCAAUGAUUGUAUUCAUAUCAAAAUAACAACAGGGUCCAAAAAAUUAUUUUUUUUAUAUUCCAGGUAAUUUGUCUACGCGAUGGUAAAUUGUGUCUUCUUUUCCGAGUUGGUGAUAUGAGAAAAUCGAGUCUUGCCGAAGCUCAUGUCAGAUUACAAGUCAGUUUUUUUUUCAAGUAA